GUGGCGCAGAAUGGAAAUGAUCGAGUAUCAGUUGAGGAGAGGGAAACCAUCCCGGCUGUCAUCACGGUGGAGGGAGGGCCGCCCGAGAAGGAGGAAGAGGAGGAGCCUGUGAAUCUUGAUACACGAGAAGGAGUUAUGGCAUUACAGCGACGUCAAUGUCGCG
Molecule: messenger RNA, 163 nt
Organism: Perkinsus marinus ATCC 50983
Lineage: Eukaryota; Perkinsozoa; Perkinsida; Perkinsidae
Exons: 1
Source: RefSeq, a predicted model, not a curated record